AUCCCAAAACAUUUCAAUAACGAUAGAAUUGAUUGUCGUCGCGUUUUUUGUAAUUUUUGACAAGUUUUGGCGAAAAUUUCCACGCAAACUACCGGAAAAUCGCUAGAUUAGCUCGCGGUGCAGUGAAAAACAGUAAAAGUGCGUCGCCCCCACGACUAUUUCCAUGUAGGAAAGCGAGAAAAGAGCAUCAGAUACCUUUUUUUUAGACGAAUCCUGUGCAUCGCUUCGCACGAAAAGCACCAAUUGCAUCGCAAAGGCUCGGAAAACAGCAUACAAAAUAUUAAAAUUCAAAUUCAAGUCCGGCAUAUUUGGUAAAAAGGCCAAAUCAGCUACAACAAACAACAAAAUGACAUCGACAGACUCAAAUACGCGUCGUCGCGUCAAGCUCUAUGCCCUCAAUGCGGACCGGCAGUGGGAUGACAGAGGCACGGGACAUGUCACGUCAAAUUAUGUCGAUCGACUGAAAGGCAUGUCACUAUUGGUCCGUGCGGAAAAUGAUGGCUCGUUGUUGCUCGAGAGCAAAAUUCAACCAGAUACGGCAUACCAGAAGCAACAAGACACACUCAUUGUGUGGUCAGAAGGCGAUAAUUUCGAUUUGGCACUCAGUUUUCAGGAGAAAGCAGGUUGUGAUGAAAUCUGGGAGAAGAUUUGUAAUGUUCAAGGCAAAGAUCCCUCCGUGGAGAUCACCCAAGACAUUGUCGAGGAGUCCGAAGAUGAGCGUUUCGAGGAAAUGUCAGACUCGGCACCGCCAAUCGAGUUGCCGCCCUGCGAGAUGAACCGUUUGGAGGAAAUUUCCGAGGUAAUUGCCAGCGGAUUGACGUCGCCCAUUCGCAAAGAGAAGCUCGCGAUGGCCAUCGAGUCCGAUAACUACAUCCGGAAGCUGCUAAACAUCUUUCACAUGUGCGAAGACCUGGAAAAUCUCGAAGGUUUGCAUUAUUUGUACGAAAUUUUCAAGAAUAUCUUCCUGCUGAACAAGAACGCGCUCUUCGAGAUCAUGUUUUCGGAGGACACGAUUUUCGAUGUGGUCGGCUGCUUGGAGUACGACCCCUCGGGCAACCCACCGAAGCGACAUCGCAAGUAUUUGCAGCAACUGGCAAAGUUCCGCGAAGCAAUCCCGAUCAAAAAUAAGGAUUUGCUCGCGAAAAUCCAUCAAACGUAUCGCGUGCAGUACAUCCAGGACAUCGUUUUGCCCACGCCGAGUGUCUUCGAGGACAAUAUGUUGAACACCCUAUCGAGUUUCAUCUUCUUCAACAAAGUCGAGAUUGUCACCCUCAUUCAGGAGGACGAAAAAUUCCUCGAUGACCUCUUCACGAUGCUCACGGAACACAACACCAGCAAUGCGAAAAGGCGCGAUUUGGUGCUUUUCUUGAAGGAAUUUUGCAAUUUUGCGCAAUUUUUGCAGCCGCAUGGCAAAGAAACGUUCUACAAAACGCUAAUUCGCUUGGGAAUUCUGCCCGCGCUCGAAAUUACGCUCUCGAUGAACGACAAAAAGACGAAAUCGGCCUCCAUUGAUAUUCUCACGACAAUUGUCGAGUACUCGCCAUCCAUUGUGCGCGACUACACGUUGCAGCAGUACGACAACAUCGAUCCGAAUGCCGAACACACGCUCAUCAAUAUCGCCAUCGAACAAAUGUUGUCAGAUUCGGAGCCAGAACUGGGUGGCGCCGUGCAACUUAUGGGCGUUUUGCGGAUUUUACUCGACCCGGAGAACAUGCUGAGCUCCAUCAAUAAAUCCGAGAAGACAGAUUUCCUCAAUUCGUUCUACAAACAUAACAUUGAUACGUUAAUUGCUCCACUUUUGUUGAAUACGAUGAACGAUAAGCCGGCGAACGAAGAUUAUCACACGGUUCAGCUGCUGGGACUCGUGCUUGAGCUCCUUUCCUUUUGCGUGGAGCAUCACACGUAUCACAUAAAGAACUGCAUUCUUAAUCGGGACUUGCUUCGUCGCAUCUUGGUACUCAUGAAAAGUACACACACAUUUUUGGUUUUAGGGGCGUUGCGUUUCUUACGCAAAAUUAUCGCUCUCAAGGAUGAAUUUUAUCACAGACACAUCGUUAAAAGCAACUUAUUUGCACCCGUCGUUGAGGCAUUCAUCCGAAAUAACGGUCGUUACAAUCUCCUCGAAUCCGCGAUCCUAGAACUCUUUGAAUUCAUUAAGCUAGAAGACAUAAAAACUUUGUGUACGUACGUUGUGGUGACAUUUGGCAAGACAUUCGACGAGAUCCAAUAUGUGCAGACGUUCAAAAGUCUGCGGAUAAAGUACGAUCAGCAUCAGGAUCGCUUAAAAGAGAAAGAAAAGGGACUAGAUAGCGUUCCAUCGAUUCUGCGCAAUUCCGCGAGAUUCCGUCGAGAUCCACGGCAGCUAGAAGAGGAAGAGGAGAUUUGGUUCAACGAAGAAGACGAUUUCGGUGAUGUGCAUUCGACAUCCAAGACAGAUAUUGAAAGUAUAGGCGUGAAUAAAUCAGACAGCAAAAAAUCCGACGUGAAUGGCAGCACAACGUCAGUUCUCGCAUCGACGCAACAACAAAGCUUCCAAACAAGUCUAGGCAGUGCGACAGUUGUCCAGUCCACGGACAGUGCAAAUGCCGGCGACGACGAAAAACCGGCAACCGAAACCGAAUCAGCUCCCACAAUGCUCGGCCAAAUGAUAAGCGAGGCCAAAUCACCGUCCAAUUCCAUCACGCCACUCGUCACAAUGUGCGCCAGCAGCACGGAAACCAGCUCCACAAUCACGCCCGCGGUUGACGUUCCUCCAACUGUCGCCGUUGUCGCUGCCGAAGUCACGGAAUCCCCGUUGGGCGACGAAAAUGUCACCGAUGAUGAAAAAUCGUCGUCUCCGAAAGCCGAAACCUCCUCCCAGUGCAGUGACGAUGCAGCAGCAACAACAACAACAACGGCAGCAGCAGCUACCACCGUCGAACCCAUGAAAACGGACGACGAAAAUGCCGCGGCGACGAGUAAAUCGCACGAAAAUAUCUCGUCGUCGGACAAUUCUUCCGAGUCGGCAACGAGUGACGAUGCGCCGGAAACAACGCGCGACAACACCUCAAAUCCAAUUACCACCCCGGAGACAGAUUCUGCUGCCAAUAAUGUGAUAGAAGAACAACGUACGGAUGCCGUGCAGCCCAAAAAGCAGGCCCUUGUCGACUACGACGGCGACUCAGACGAGGAUGACGACUCUGGUGACACAUCAGACGAGAACUUACCAGCACAAAAGAAGCAAAGACUUGCGUAGUGGUUUUAAAAACAAAAAAUAAUUGUUCAAACAAAAACAAGAAAAAACUUAAAAACUUUACGCGUUUAUUAUCUAUAUGUUAAAUAUAUAAAAAAAUGUCUCAAGUUUUUUUUUCUUUUUUGCAUCAAAUACUAAACGAGAAAAAAUAUAUUUCAAUAUUUUGUGAUACAAUUCAUUGUCCUACAUUACGUUACGCGAAAUAUUUAAUUUAAAGAAAAUCAAUCGAGAAUAAAAUACGAACUGCAAGAGACAUUUUUCACUAUUGUACAUUUUUUUAAAGAAAGAAACAUUUUCGUUUUCUCACACAUAAACAAGCAGAUAUCUUAAAAAAUUAAUAAUAAACAUUGUCAACUUUAUAUAUGAAAAAACUCGUGGAGUGCUUUUGAAGCGCCCGACGUAACUUGUAUCAUAAACUAUAUAUUAAUAUUAAAAAUAUAUAAUUGAAAAAUAACGAAAAAUAGGAAAAUCUUGAUACUUGCGAUUGAAAAAAAAAUAUGAGAAAAAACACACAAAAUAGGAGUUACUUUAAUGAUAGCAAUAAAGAAAAUAAUAAUUAUGAAUUAUUAAACAGUGAUGAACAAAAUGAACAUGACUCACGAGAUUCAGAAACUUGUUUUUAUAAAGACUUACCAUUUUAGCUCCUAUACGCAAAAAAAUUCAUCAAAAAAGAACCCCCCUUAACUUUGAAGCAAAAAUAAAAAUCAAUUAUGAUUUAAAUUUGUAGAGCAUUAUUUGCAACUUCAAUCAUCGAUGCGCGUCAUCGUUAAUUUUAAAGAAAUUUUAAUAUUAAAGAAAAAAAAUAUCAUCUUUUAAUUAAUUAAUAAAUUAAUUUAGAAUAUUUAAAUUCGAAAAAAAAAUACGCAAGGAAAAAAAUUAUCAUUUUA
Molecule: messenger RNA, 4119 nt
Organism: Culicoides brevitarsis
Lineage: Eukaryota; Metazoa; Arthropoda; Insecta; Diptera; Ceratopogonidae
Gene: flfl
Product: serine/threonine-protein phosphatase 4 regulatory subunit 3
Exons: 9
Coding region: 347-3235 (962 amino acids)
Biological process (GO): protein dephosphorylation; DNA damage response
Cellular component (GO): nucleoplasm; protein phosphatase 4 complex
Molecular function (GO): protein phosphatase activator activity
Source: RefSeq, a predicted model, not a curated record